Messenger RNA from Pseudoliparis swirei, 2925 nucleotides. Its product is annotated as rho-related GTP-binding protein RhoB-like. The transcript has a single exon. The record is from RefSeq and is a predicted model, not a curated record. Gene Ontology annotation, biological process: small GTPase-mediated signal transduction. Lineage: Eukaryota; Metazoa; Chordata; Actinopteri; Perciformes; Liparidae. Gene Ontology annotation, molecular function: GTP binding; GTPase activity. The coding region runs from base 133 to 723 and encodes 196 amino acids.
UCUGGAGUUGUUAUUCGGGAGCGGCCUAUGAGACACGUCUCAUUUGUAGUUUAAAAGCAGGAAGAGUGAGCGUCACGAGAGCGUCUGGGUUUUUGAUGCCGUGUUCAAGCGAGCGGUAGGAAGAAGGCAGUAAUGGCAGACAUACGGAAGAAACUAGUCGUGGUGGGGGACGGCGCGUGUGGGAAAACAUGUCUAUUGAUCGUAUUCAGCAAAGACGAGUUCCCCGAUGUGUAUGUCCCGACUGUUUUUGAGACGUAUGUGGCGGACAUAGAGGUGGACAACAAGCAAGUACAGCUAGCUUUGUGGGACACCGCUGGGCAGGAGGACUACGACCGGCUGCGGCCCCUCUCCUACCCGGACACGGAUGUCAUUCUGAUGUGCUUCUCCGUGGACAGCCCGGACUCGUUGGAAAACAUCCCCGAAAAGUGGGUGCCCGAAAUCAAACAUUUUUGUCCCAAUGUGCCCAUUAUAUUGGUGGCAAACAAGAAAGAUCUCCGCAACGACGAGAACGUGAAGAACGAGCUGUCCCGGUUGAAGCUGGAGCUGGUGAAAGCAGAGGACGGGCGGGCCAUGGCCAUGCGCAUUGGCGCAUAUGACUAUUUGGAGUGCGCUGCUAAAACCAAGGAAGGGAUCUGGGAGGUCUUCGAAACGGCAACACGCGCAUCUUUACAAAAAAAGAAAAUGCCAUCGAAAAGUUGUCUCAAAUGCUGUGUUUUGAUGUGAAUCGACGCUGUCUAGAGAACCGGGACGCGCAAACGAGGCGCUUCCACCGCCGGGAUCUGUGUCUGAACAUGUAUGGGCCCUGGCCAUGGUUUGGUUACUCCCUUGUAAUCGGACGACCUUGGUUGAGCCAAAAGGAAAGACUGCAAACGAGUGGUUUUGAACACGCACGAUGACCAUCUGAAAUCUGUGUGUGAGUGAGAAAUUAACUGGUUAAAGCAUGUUCUUUACGGGUCACAUGAUCCCAGUAUGACAGGUGGAGGGGUAAAAAGGACACGCUUCAUGUCAGCGGAGGCCUUAGUUACCCCUGUCUCAUGUGAACAUGUCCCUUCAGGCCUGGUUUUGAGCCUGGUUUUAAAUUGCUAACUUUUUGUGUUUCAUGUGUUUGCAUAGGCCACUGCCUGACUGCCAAGGCUACAGCUUACUUUUUAAUAAGCAAAUAUUGCACUCGUUUAUGUCCACUUUGUAUUGUAAAAAUAUAGUUUGUGAAAAUGCACAGCGGAAUUACUGUUUGACACGACAGCAAUUUACAUAAUUUUUGUUUCAAACUUUCUAACUCUUAGUUAAACUGUUUUAUCCAGGAAUGAAGACGUAACUUCAGUUUACAGUGAAAGAAAUCAGGUGCUGGUACCAAAAAAAAUCCCCAAAGUAUGUCUUUGACUCUACAGUAUUACAUGUCUAUAGGCUGAUGUUUGUGUGUGUGUGUAUGUGUAUAUAUAUAUAUAUACACACACACACAUGUGUGUGUAUAUAAAUACAUGUUCAUAAAUGUAUAUUUAUAUGUGUGUAUAAAUAUAUAUUUAUGUGUGUAUAUAGCAUAAAAGGACAAAUAAUAUUGUAGGUCUGAGAGACAUUAGACAGUAUAUUUUAGCACGUUUUUAUGUAGAUGAUUUGUUAGUUAAAAGUACAAUUACUUGAAAUCUUUUUAAAAGUUUGCUAAACAUGCUUCUACCCCAAAUGGUAUGCUUUGAUUGGGGCUACAAUGACUCAAUUUGGGAGGAUAUUUUGUAAAAUAUGUUUUUGAAAAUAGAUUACUAAGCAAUGACAGUCACGCGAAUGCAUUGUGGCCUGUAAAUUGUCCCAUGAACAAAGGAGGAGGAUGUUGAGUCAUUACAGCUUACCAUUUGAAGCACAUACUCACCAUGUUUCUUAACUUUCAAAUCUAUCUGUCUCAAAGACGGGCAGGUACUGUGGUGAUAUCCAAGAGAAGUUUGAGUAAGUGAGUGUUUUGCUGAGUGAAAUGCUUUUUCUUCGUGUCAUAAAAAGAGGGCCGUGUCAGAGCUCUGAGCCGGUAGCACAUUCAAAUGGGAUUAUGGGAAAGUUUGGCUAUUUACAUUGUUCCUGUUAUGUUAUUAAAACCACAGUUGUAUAGUUAUUACACAAACAUAAACAAAAGGGUGUGUCUUCCACUAAAACACUAGAUACAAAAUAAAUGUAAAUUAUAAUUUUAUGUUCUGAAAAAUAUGAAAGGUUUGUUUAUAGCUGAACGAAUUAUGAUUGAGAAAUAUACACACUUUCCACCUUCAUGGGUUCCAUUAUGAUGAUGAUAUUGUUGGAGCUAUGAAGUCAGCAACAGAAAUCAACGUAUUUUAGCUUAUUUUCUUUUUUGUGUAAUGAGCUCAUGUUCGACCUGUGUUCACAAGCAGUGUUGUGUUGCUGUCGUCUUUUACACAAUGGUGGGAGUGCUUGUUCAAAUCCCAGCUAUGGACAUCAGUUUCCGUGUGUGACCUGGAAAUCCAGGGUAGAAACACAGGUGGAUUACUAUGCCAGUUAAUCUUACAUUUCUAUUUAUGUCAUUUGUAUGUGGUUCAUUGAAUAACCAUACACUAAAUCCGAGUUUAAUAAGAGUUAUCUUUUAUAAAUCCAACUGGUUACAAUGGUGUAAAAGUCACAUUCUUCCCUGCCUUCUGUUGCUGGGUUUUUUGCUGAUUUACAGGAUAGGAAUGCAUUGUGCUAGACUGGUUAAUUUUCCCACACUGGCCCCCCUCAUGUGCCUCUGACUUAAGUUGUUAUUCCCGUAUCAAACCGAGCGUCUUUUUCUUUAUUAUACUUUGAAGAAUACAACUAUGAAACCAUGGAGAAGGAAAAUUAUGAAAUGAUUUUUUUGAGGAAAAACUAUACAGAAUGUAAGAAAACUAAUGGUACUGUUUUGGCAAAGUCAAUAGUCAAUAAAAAAUAAUCAUUGUGUGUCAACACCACUACUUA